CGCACGCGGAGCAGUGCUUUCCUCUCAAGUGAGGCGGCAUUAGCAACUGCAGUUCCAGCUUCCUCAGCUGAGCUCCCGGCGGCCACUGCCUGCCUGAUUUGUCGGAGGAGCGCUAGAGUCCAGUUUCUGAGGGAUCCGGUAACAUGUAGCUGUCACAGCUGGUGGCAGACAGCCACUUCUUUCCAGCUGCUUCGCAGCCCUGGCAAGAGGACACCCUCUUCCAAAAUUCACGCUGCCUGGGGAGGAGGCUGCUCAGUGCAGCUUCAAUUUUGUUUGAAGAUUGGUACUGACAAGCUGACUGAUCACCCCAGGUAGCAGUCUCACAACAUCAAUCUAUUGAUUCUCACUGCACGAGGUGAAGAAGAAACCACCAGUUCAGGGAAGGAAGCUGGUUGGUACAAACUGUAAAAACAGACUGUCUUUUCCUCUGGCCUCCAGUUUGGAUUUAGCAAAUGAAGAGCACAGACAAGUUGGCAUUUUCACUGCUCUGACUGGGCUGCAGGACUGAAAAGGCAAGGCUUGAAUGAGAAGCUCUUUAUCUGAAGAAGUGAAGAGAUGGUUGGAAUACGCGAUCUUUCAACAAAAGGAUAAGCACUCUUGGUGCUCACAAGACAGCUGAGUAAAGUCGUCCUGCCUGGCCAUUGAUGUGCAUGUCUAAGGACUGAAAAGUGGGUGACACUGUCUCCUCUACGACUCGAUAGCUGCAUGCCAGUCCCGGCCUCUUGAAGGGAUGAACCAUGGAACAGAUCAGUCUUCAAACUUGGAUUUGUCACGGAUCCCUCUACUGAAUCUGCGCCACAGUGAGUGUUGAAUGACUGACACCUUCUCCCCUUUGGGAUCGUGGCAAACCGGUAUUUCUGGUCCCCGUGGCAGCCCCCAGAAGGCUAUCUCCUGAGGAUCGGCUUCUCGGCUUCUCCGGGACUGGGACUGCGAGCCAGCGCACUGCCGAGGCUGCUGGAUGGAAAAGCUGAGAAUCAGAGCGGGCUAGUGAUCUCCAGGACACGCGGUCAGUAGGUCUGUGUUCUCUGCUCCAGCAGAAGGGGUCCCGCCUCGUCCUCCAGGAUCUGAUGGCCUUGACGACAGGGCUGCAGGGCCGCUGGUUGCUGCUGACUCUUCGGAACGUGCUGACAUGGAGGCAGGCCGCGAGGCCUUGAGUGCGGCGAGGCCCCUGCCGGUGGAUGUGGAGGAGCGCGGGCCGGGGGCCAUGGACGUGAAGGAGAGGAAGCCCUACCGCUCGCUGACCCGGCGCCGGGACGCCGAGCGCCGCUACACCGGUUCGUCGGCCGACAGCGAGGAGGGCAAAACGCCGCAGAAGUCCUACAGCUCCAGCGAGACCCUCAAGGCAUACGACCAGGACGCCCGCUUGGCCUACGGCAGCCGCGUCAAGGAUAUGGUGCCACAGGAGGCCGAGGAAUUCUGCCGCGCAGGUGCGAAUUUCAGCCUGCGUGAGCUGGGGCUGGGGGAGGUGACGCCUCCUCAUGGGACCCUGUACCGGACGGACAUCGGCCUCCCCCACUGCGGCUACUCCAUGGGCGCCAGCUCCGAUGCCGACAUGGAGGCCGAUACUGUUCUGUCCCCCGAGCACCCCGUGCGGCUGUGGGGCCGGAGCACGCGGUCGGGGCGCAGCUCCUGCCUGUCCAGUCGCGCCAACUCCAACCUCACGCUCACAGACACGGAGCACGAGAACACGGAGACUGGUGCUCCCUUGCAUUGUUCGUCCGCUUCAUCAACCCCUAUUGAGCAGUCCCCCUCCCCGCCCCCCUCCCCUCCGGCCAAUGAGAGCCAGAGGCGGUUGCUAGGCAACGGUGUGGCCCCGCCAACCCCGGACUCAGACUCUGAGGAAGAGUUUGUCCCUAAUUCAUUCUUAGUUAAAAGUGGCUCCGCCAGCCUGGGGGUCGCGGCAAACGAUCACCCAGGCGGCCUGCAGAACCACCCACGGCUCCGGACCCCGCCGCCGCCACUCUCGCACGCCCACACCCCCAACCAGCACCACGCGGCCUCCAUCAACUCCCUGAAUCGGGGCAACUUCACUCCCAGAAGCAACCCCAGCCCGGCCCCCACAGACCAUUCGCUCUCCGGAGAGCCCCCGGCCAGCGGUGCCCCAGAACCGACGCAUGCGCAGGACAACUGGCUACUCAACAGCAACAUCCCACUGGAGACCAGAAACCUAGGCAAGCAGCCAUUCCUAGGGACAUUGCAGGACAACCUCAUUGAGAUGGACAUUCUCAGCGCCUCCCGCCAUGAUGGGGCUUACAGUGACGGGCACUUCCUCUUCAAGCCUGGGGGCACCUCCCCGCUCUUCUGCACCACCUCGCCAGGGUACCCCCUGACGUCCAGCACAGUGUACUCGCCCCCACCCCGCCCCCUGCCCCGCAGCACCUUUGCCCGGCCAGCCUUCAACCUCAAGAAGCCCUCCAAGUACUGCAACUGGAAGUGUGCGGCCCUGAGCGCCAUCGUCAUCUCGGCCACGCUGGUCAUCCUCCUGGCAUACUUCGUGGCCAUGCACCUGUUUGGCCUAAACUGGCACCUGCAGCCGAUGGAGGGGCAGAUGUAUGAGAUCACGGAGGAUACAGCCAGCAGUUGGCCUGUGCCAACGGACGUCUCCCUAUAUCCCUCAGGGGGAACUGGCUUAGAGACCCCUGACAGGAAAGGCAAAGGAGCCACAGAAGGGAAGCCCAGUAGCUCCUUUCCAGAGGACAGUUUCAUAGACUCUGGAGAGAUCGACGUGGGGAGACGAGCGUCCCAGAAGAUUCCUCCUGGCACUUUCUGGAGGUCUCAGGUGUUCAUAGACCACCCCGUGCACCUGAAAUUCAACGUGUCCCUGGGAAAGGCGGCUCUGGUCGGCAUUUACGGCAGGAAAGGCCUCCCUCCUUCACACACGCAGUUUGACUUUGUGGAGCUGCUGGAUGGCAGGAGGCUGCUGACCCAGGAGGCACGGAGCCUGGAGGGACCCCAGCGCCAGUCUCGGGGUGUGGUGCCCCCAUCCAGCCACGAGACCGGCUUCAUCCAGUACUUGGAUUCGGGAAUCUGGCACUUGGCGUUUUACAACGACGGGAAGGAGUCUGAAGUGGUGUCCUUUCUCACCACUGCCAUUGAGUCGGUGGAGAGCUGUCCUAGCAACUGCUAUGGCAACGGCGACUGCAUCUCCGGCACGUGCCACUGCUUCCUGGGUUUUCUGGGCCCGGACUGCGGCAGAGCCUCCUGCCCCGUGCUCUGUAGCGGGAACGGCCAGUACAUGAAGGGCAGGUGUCUGUGCCACAGCGGCUGGAAGGGCGCCGAGUGCGACGUGCCCACCAACCAGUGUCUCGACGUGGCCUGCAGCAGCCACGGCACGUGCAUCAUGGGCACCUGCAUCUGCAACCCCGGCUACAAGGGCGAGAGCUGUGAGGAAGUGGACUGCAUGGACCCCACCUGUUCAGGCCGGGGUGUCUGCGUGAGAGGCGAGUGCCACUGCUCCGUGGGAUGGGGAGGCACCAACUGUGAAACGCCCAGGGCCACAUGCCUGGACCAGUGCUCAGGCCAUGGCACCUUCCUCCCGGACACUGGGCUCUGCAGCUGUGACCCAAGCUGGACCGGACACGACUGUUCUAUAGAGAUCUGUGCUGCCGACUGCGGCGGCCACGGCGUCUGCGUCGGGGGCACCUGCCGCUGCGAGGAUGGCUGGAUGGGGGCGGCGUGCGACCAGCGGGCCUGCCACCCACGCUGCACGGAGCACGGGACCUGCCGCGACGGCAAGUGCGAGUGCAGCCCCGGCUGGAACGGCGAGCACUGCACCAUCGCUCACUAUCUGGAUAGGGUAGUUAAAGAGGGCUGCCCUGGGCUGUGCAAUGGUAACGGCAGAUGUACCUUGGACCUGAAUGGAUGGCACUGCGUCUGUCAGCUAGGCUGGAGAGGAGCUGGCUGUGACACUUCCAUGGAAACUGCCUGUGGCGACAGCAAAGACAACGAUGGAGACGGCUUGCUGGACUGCAUGGACCCUGACUGCUGCCUGCAGCCCCUCUGUCAUGUCAACCCCCUGUGCCUGGGCUCCCCUGACCCACUGGACAUCAUCCAGGAGACACAGGCCCCUGUGUCCCAGCAGAACCUCCACUCCUUCUACGACCGCAUCAAGUUCCUCGUGGGCAAGGACAGCACGCACGUCAUCCCCGGGGAGAAUCCCUUUGAUGGAGGGCACGCGUGUGUCAUUCGUGGCCAAGUGAUGACAUCCGAUGGGACGCCGCUGGUUGGUGUGAACGUCAGUUUCGUCACUAACCCUCUCUUCGGGUACACAAUCAGCAGGCAAGACGGCAGCUUUGACCUGGUCACCAACGGCGGCAUCUCCACCGUGCUGCGCUUCGAGCGCGCGCCUUUCAUCACCCAGGAGCACACCCUCUGGCUGCCCUGGGAUCGCUUCUUCGUCAUGGAAACCAUCACCAUGCGGCACGAGGAGAAUGAGAUUCCCAGCUGCGACCUGAGCAGCUUCGCCCGCCCCAACCCCGUCGUCUCCCCCUCCCCACUGACGUCCUUCGCCAGCUCCUGUGCAGAGAAAGGCCCCAUCGUGCCGGAAAUCCAGGCACUGCAGGAGGAAAUCGCCAUCUCUGGCUGCAAGAUGAGGCUGAGCUACCUGAGCAGCCGCACGGCUGGCUACAAGUCCGUUCUGAGGAUCAGCCUCACCCACCCCACCAUCCCCUUCAACCUCAUGAAGGUGCACCUCAUGGUGGCAGUGGAGGGCCGGCUCUUCAGGAAGUGGUUUGCUGCCGCCCCUGACCUGUCCUACUAUUUCAUCUGGGACAAGACAGACGUCUACAACCAGAAGGUGUUUGGGCUCUCUGAAGCCUUCGUUUCCGUGGGCUAUGAGUAUGAAUCCUGCCCGGACCUGAUCCUGUGGGAAAAAAGAACAGCAGUGCUGCAGGGCUAUGAAAUCGACGCAUCCAAGCUGGGAGGCUGGAGCCUGGACAAGCAUCACGCACUCAACAUCCAAAGCGGCAUCCUGCACAAAGGCAAUGGGGAGAACCAGUUCGUGUCCCAGCAGCCGCCCGUCAUCGGGAGCAUCAUGGGCAACGGGCGCCGGAGAAGCAUCUCCUGCCCCAGCUGCAAUGGCCUUGCGGACGGCAACAAGCUCCUGGCCCCCGUGGCCCUCACCUGUGGCUCCGACGGGAGCCUCUAUGUGGGCGAUUUCAACUACAUCCGCAGGAUCUUCCCUUCCGGAAAUGUCACCAACAUCCUGGAGCUGAGAAAUAAAGAUUUCAGACAUAGCCACAGUCCAGCACAUAAAUACUACCUGACCACGGACCCCAUGAGCGGGGCCGUCUUCCUGUCCGACACCAACAGCAGGCGCGUCUUUAAGAUCAAGUCCACCGUGGUGGUGAAGGACCUUGUCAAGAACUCUGAGGUGGUGGCAGGGACCGGCGACCAGUGCCUCCCCUUCGAUGACACACGCUGUGGGGACGGCGGCAAGGCCACGGAAGCCACGCUCACCAACCCCAGGGGCAUCACGGUGGACAAGUUCGGGUUGAUCUACUUCGUGGACGGCACCAUGAUCCGACGCGUUGAUCAGAACGGGAUCAUCUCCACCCUGCUGGGCUCCAAUGACCUCACGUCAGCCCGGCCGCUCAGCUGCGAUUCUGUCAUGGACAUCUCUCAGGUUCGCCUGGAGUGGCCCACAGACUUGGCCAUCAACCCCAUGGACAACUCUCUCUACGUGCUCGACAACAACGUGGUCCUGCAGAUCUCGGAAAACCACCAGGUGCGCAUCGUCGCCGGGCGGCCCAUGCACUGCCAGGUCCCCGGCAUCGACCACUUCCUGCUGAGCAAGGUGGCCAUCCACGCCACCCUGGAGUCAGCCACCGCGCUGGCUGUUUCUCACAACGGGGUCCUGUACAUCGCUGAGACUGAUGAGAAAAAAAUCAACCGCAUCAGGCAAGUCACCACGAGCGGAGAGAUCUCCCUGGUAGCUGGGGCGCCCAGUGGCUGCGACUGCAAGAAUGACGCCAACUGUGACUGCUUUUCUGGAGAUGAUGGCUACGCCAAGGAUGCCAAGCUGAACACCCCGUCGUCCUUGGCCGUGUGUGCUGAUGGGGAGCUCUACGUGGCGGACCUUGGGAACAUCCGAAUUCGGUUCAUCCGCAAGAACAAGCCCUUCCUCAACACCCAGAACCUGUACGAACUGUCCUCACCCAUCGACCAAGAGCUCUACCUCUUUGAUACCAGCGGCAAGCAUCUGUACACCCAGAGCCUGCCCACGGGCGACUACCUGUACAACUUCACCUACACCGGGGACGGCGACGUCACGCUCAUCACGGACAACAAUGGCAAUAUGGUGAACGUGCGCCGGGACUCCACCGGCAUGCCCCUCUGGCUGGUGGUCCCAGAUGGCCAGGUGUACUGGGUGACCAUGGGCACCAACAGCGCCCUCAAGAGUGUGACCACACAAGGUCAUGAGUUGGCCAUGAUGACAUACCAUGGCAAUUCUGGCCUCCUGGCGACCAAAAGCAAUGAGAACGGAUGGACCACAUUUUACGAGUACGACAGCUUUGGCCGCCUGACAAACGUGACCUUCCCCACCGGCCAGGUGAGCAGUUUCCGAAGUGAUACAGACAGCUCCGUACACGUGCAGGUAGAGACCUCCAGCAAGGAUGACGUCACCAUAACCACCAACCUGUCGGCUUCGGGUGCCUUCUACACACUGCUGCAAGACCAAGUCCGCAACAGCUACUACAUCGGGGCCGAUGGCUCCCUGCGGCUGCUGCUGGCCAAUGGCAUGGAGGUGGCCCUGCAGACCGAGCCACACCUGCUGGCGGGCACCGUGAACCCUACCGUGGGCAAGAGGAACGUCACCCUGCCCAUCGACAAUGGCCUCAACCUGGUGGAGUGGCGGCAGCGCAAGGAGCAGGCUCGGGGCCAGGUCACUGUCUUCGGGCGCCGGCUGCGGGUUCACAACCGAAACCUCCUGUCCCUGGACUUCGACCGCGUCACACGCACAGAGAAGAUCUAUGAUGACCACCGUAAGUUCACCCUGCGGAUCCUGUAUGACCAGGCGGGCCGGCCCAGCCUCUGGUCACCGAGCAGCAGGUUGAAUGGUGUCAAUGUCACGUACUCCCCUGGGGGCCACAUUGCCGGCGUCCAGAGGGGCAUCAUGUCUGAGAGAAUGGAAUACGACCAGGCAGGUCGCAUCACGUCCAGGAUCUUCGCUGAUGGAAAGACGUGGAGCUACACGUACUUAGAGAAGUCCAUGGUGCUGCUGCUGCACAGCCAGCGGCAGUACAUCUUCGAGUUCGACAAGAAUGACCGCCUGUCUUCCGUGACGAUGCCCAACGUGGCCCGGCAGGCGCUGGAGACCAUCCGCUCAGUGGGCUACUACAGGAACAUCUACCAGCCCCCCGAGGGCAACGCCUCGGUCAUCCAGGACUUCUCCGAGGACGGCCACCUCCUCCACACCUUCUACCUGGGCACAGGCCGCAGGGUGAUCUACAAGUACGGGAAGCUGUCGAAGCUGGCCGAGACGCUGUACGACACCACCAAGGUGAGCUUCACCUACGACGAGACGGCGGGCAUGCUGAAAACCAUCAACCUGCAGAACGAGGGCUUCACCUGCACGAUCCGCUACCGUCAGAUCGGGCCCCUCAUCGACCGGCAGAUCUUCCGCUUCACCGAGGAGGGCAUGGUCAACGCCCGCUUCGACUACAACUAUGACAACAGCUUCCGGGUGACCAGCAUGCAGGCCGUGAUCAACGAGACCCCGCUGCCCAUCGACCUGUACCGCUACGACGACGUGUCGGGCAAAACCGAGCAGUUUGGGAAGUUCGGGGUCAUCUACUAUGACAUUAACCAGAUCAUCACCACGGCGGUCAUGACCCACACUAAACACUUCGACGCCUACGGCAGGAUGAAGGAGGUGCAGUAUGAGAUCUUCCGCUCGCUCAUGUACUGGAUGACCGUGCAGUAUGACAACAUGGGGCGGGUGGUGAAGAAGGAGCUGAAGGUGGGGCCCUACGCCAACACCACCCGCUACUCCUACGAGUACGACGCCGACGGCCAGCUGCAGACGGUCUCCAUCAACGACAAACCGCUCUGGCGCUACAGCUAUGACCUCAACGGGAACCUGCACCUGCUGAGCCCGGGGAACAGCGCCCGGCUCACCCCGCUGCGCUACGACCUCCGGGACCGCAUCACCAGGCUGGGCGACGUGCAGUACAAGAUGGACGAGGACGGCUUCCUGCGGCAGCGGGGAGGCGACGUCUUUGAAUACAACUCAGCAGGCCUGCUCAUGAGGGCCUACAACCGGGCCGGCGGCUGGAGUGUCAGGUACCGCUACGACGGCCUGGGCCGGCGCGUGUCCAGCAAGAGCAGCCACAGCCACCACCUGCAGUUCUUCUAUGCAGACCUGACCAACCCCACCAAGGUCACCCACCUCUACAACCACUCCAGCUCUGAGAUCACGUCCCUCUACUACGACCUGCAAGGCCACCUCUUUGCCAUGGAGCUGAGCAGCGGCGACGAGUUCUACAUCGCUUGCGACAACAUCGGGACCCCCCUUGCCGUGUUCAGCGGAACAGGCUUGAUGAUCAAGCAGAUCCUCUACACGGCCUAUGGGGAGAUCUACAUGGACACCAACCCCAACUUCCAGAUCAUCAUCGGCUAUCACGGCGGCCUCUACGAUCCGCUCACCAAGCUCGUGCACAUGGGCCGCCGGGACUACGACGUGCUGGCCGGACGCUGGACCAGCCCCGACCACGAGCUCUGGAAACACCUCAGCAGCAGCAACGUCAUGCCGUUCAACCUGUACAUGUUCAAAAACAACAACCCCAUCAGCAACUCCCAGGACAUCAAGUGCUUCAUGACAGACGUCAACAGCUGGCUGCUCACCUUCGGAUUCCAGCUGCACAACGUGAUCCCCGGCUAUCCCCCACCGGACACCGACGCCAUGGAACCCUCCUACGAGCUCGUCCACACUCAGAUGAAAACGCAGGAGUGGGAUAACAGCAAGUCUAUCCUCGGGGUGCAGUGUGAAGUGCAGAAGCAGCUCAAGGCCUUCAUCACCUUAGAACGCUUCGACCAGCUCCAUGGCUCCACCAUCACCAGCUGCCAGCAGGCCCCAGAGACCAAGAGGUUUGCAUCUGGUGGCUCCGUCUUCGGCAAGGGGGUCAAGUUUGCCUUGAAGGAUGGCCGGGUGACCACAGAUAUCAUCAGUGUGGCCAACGAGGAUGGGCGGAGGGUGGCCGCCAUCUUGAACAACGCCCACUACCUGGAGAACCUGCACUUCACCAUCGAUGGCGUGGACACCCACUAUUUCGUGAAACCAGGGCCCUCCGAAGGCGACCUGGCCAUCCUGGGCCUGAGUGGGGGGCGGCGGACCCUGGAGAACGGCGUUAACGUGACCGUGUCCCAGAUCAACACGAUGCUCAGUGGCAGGACUAGACGGUACACAGACGUCCAGCUGCAGUACGGGCCACUGUGCUUGAACACCCGCUACGGGACGACGCUGGACGAGGAGAAGGCGCGGGUGCUGGAGCUGGCCCGGCAGAGGGCCGUGCGCCAGGCCUGGGCUCGCGAGCAGCAGAGACUGCGGGAAGGGGAAGAAGGCCUGCGGGCCUGGACCGAGGGGGAGAAGCAGCAGGUGCUGAACACAGGGCGGGUGCAAGGCUACGACGGCUUCUUCGUGCUGUCGGUGGAGCAGUACCCAGAACUGUCGGACAGCGCCAACAACAUCCACUUCAUGAGACAGAGCGAGAUGGGCCGAAGGUGACAGAGAGGGCCGAGGCCUGGACUUCUUGCCAAAGACAGCUACUCUUUUGUGGCCACACACCUGACUGUGUUGUACUUUAAAAACAAAAGAAAAAAAUCAUUUUUUUAACAAGUGCAGAAAACAAACAAAAAAGAUACUGGUUGCAUUGUAAUUCAUGCAACAUGCUUUUUUUUAAGAAAAACACAGAUUUGGCCUUCACACAUUUUUUGCAAAGAACAGAAGGUAUUUUUUUCUGUAGUGUGAUCACAAUGAAAACUUUAUUGUCUUUCGUUCCCUUUUCCCUCGAGGAUUCUUCCUUGUUGUUUGGGGUCCGUUCCUCCUCUCUGAGACGCAUCUCCUGGGGGGUGUCCCUCGUCUGUCCCCAGGUCCCCAGUGUGAUGUGAGACACGAGUGUCUGUGCUAACUUGUCUCCUGUGCGACUCUUUCUGCUUCGAUCGGGCAAGAGUGAGGGGUGCGGAGAUUCCUGGGCUGGCACGCACCCCCCUCUCCAGGGGAGGAGGCUCCGUAGCCAGGCUCCUGCGGACCAGUGGUGGGUCUGUCCUCGCUGUGCUCCGUGCCUCCGGAGAACCACAGACGGCUUCAUCCUGCUCCAGGAGUUUCACGAUGUCAUUCAGCACUUUGUUCAAGCUCCUCCCCCGCCCCCCUCCCCGCCCCCGGCCCCUGUCUAAGCUUCCUAUUUCGAUGCUCAGUGAGACCCCUGCCCCUUUUGCAAAACCUGUGUCGUUGUCCCCCAUGCUGGGAUAGAGAAAGUGUCUCCCGGGGUCCUCCCCCUGCCCCACCCCUGCCCCCACGAGUGGGGUGACAACAUCCUGGGGCCGGGAGCCCUGUCCUCCCCAAGGGGUGAACGCAUCCAAGACGUCUGUGAUUGCUUGAUCCUUCAUCGUGUUCCCUGUUCUCCUCCUCCUCUCUCCCAGAGCCAGCUGUGGGGAGCAGCACUGGGCGCCGCGGCAGAGGAUGGUAGUGGUGGCAAGGGUACCGCCUGCCUUCCCAGGGGAAGCCCCGUCCCCUUGACCUUGGGUAUCUCCCUCCACUGCUCAGGGGCCACCGCUGAGACAUGGGAGUGUGGAGAGAGGUGCUCGGCGGCCUUUGAUUCGGGAAAGAUGCUUAAGACGACAAGUCAGCCAAAGAGAGGAAGGUGUGAGCCAAGCACCCUUCUGAGCAGUUCCUGAAGUCCCCAGGGCCUCGCCUGUGCCUGCAGCCGCAGAGCUGGGGGCAGCGGAGGGGCUCUUCAGGGCGCCCCUCCUGUGAAGCUCCUCUGAACAGCUUCCCUAAAGGAGAACCCCAGCCUGCAUUUCCUAAAGGCUCAGGAGAAAGGAAGAGCGAGCUGAUGUGGGGCGGCCUGGCAGUAUCAUACAACCCCAGCAGGGUCAGAAUGGCCGCUGAGGCUGACACCCCCGGAGACCCGGCAGGUCAGGCCUGCCCUGCUUCUGCAUGUGUCACCGGGAAGCAGGUCCAGCCCACACCGGAGGGCAUGGCCACAUCAGCAGGCCAGGCCAGGGAAGCCUUGGGGGCAAGGGAGAGCCACAGCAAGAGCGAGGAGCUCCCAGUGAGAGGAUCCCAAUCCAGGGUCAUCCACCUGCUGACCGUGGUCAUCACCGCUCACAGGAGGCUCUGGGAGACAGGACAGGGAGCCAAAUGCUUCCUUUGGAGUUGGGCUUCUUAGAAAAUGGAACUUUUAUGGGUUACAUUUACAUUAAGUGUGGAAAAUGAAUUCUGAGUCUGAGCUAUUCCCCGUGGAAACCUUGUUGGACUGAUAAGCUCAUGGCACCUUUAUAGCCUUAUUCAUGGAGUCUUCAGAAUAUUACACGAGUUAAUGAAACCGAGCAGGUCUCUCAGUGCGUGAGAAUCGGAGCAGCGUGCAGGCUGGGUUCUGCCUGGCAGAGGGAGGCAUCCAGAGCUCCUGGGGGAGAGGAGAUUUCGCCUUACGUCAUCCCACUGGGAUUAGAGGAUGUGUUUCGCUAAGUGCUCUUCCUGUUUCCAGAAAAAAAGUCACACUGCCGCAACAGUGUGCCUUGGCCUGUGUGUCCACUGGUUGCCCGUGGCCUCUGGAGCCAGAGCUACGCGGGGUCAGACACAGUGACCCUCGGGCCCCACCGUGCACGGCAUGAGCUGGCGAUGGUGCUCCCGUCUGGCUGGACCGCUCCUGGAUGCCAUGGAAAACAGUCUGGCCUAAAAAACCCAAGUUGUUAUUUUUUUUAAUCCAAAAGAGACUUGGGCUUCACAAGAUGUACUCUUGAUAUGUGCAGCACCCCUGGGCAAAGGCCUCCUUCUGCCUAUUGGCCCAGUUGAUCAGCCUCAUCCUGGCCACCUGCCAUAGGUCAAGACCAGAUGGGGGUGUCUACUUGGAGGUCAAAGCACGUGGUCAAGGGAACCAUCUCGCUACCCCUCCCCGGCCCCUCCGGCCCCGGUCCCCACAGGAAUAGUGUGAUCUGCUAAGGAUCAAAAACACAGACAAGAUUGAACAUCAGGAAUGAUCUUCCGUUUUCCCUGGGCUGCAGACCACCAAGGAGGCCCAGGUACGGGGGUGGAGGGGGCAGAAGUUCAAGCACACCCAAGCCUUAGAGAAAGGAUCUCAGUGCGGGGGCGGGCAGCACCAUGCACCUUGGUUUCACCUUGGUGCUGUUGUAUUGCAGCUGCUCUGACUCUGAUCCUUUUGAGUUGGUUCGCAUUGGGGCUGGGAGGUAACACAGGCCCUGCCCUCGCAGCCUGGCCUCCUACUGAGACCAGCAGUCCCAAUCCCACGAAGGUGAGUUGGAAGGCAGAAGCCGGAGUCCCCUUUGCCUCUUUAGUGGACUCCCAGCAUCAAAUCCCAUCCCUGAUGGCACCUGUCCUUUUGGCACCCCCCAAACUCAACCUGUGCCCUCGUUGGAGUGGCCAGCCCUCCCUCCCACACUGGCCCGGGGUCAUGCUUCUGCAGCACAUUGCCUUCUGACCCUAGAAAGAGAUUUAUUUUAGGGCAGUUUCUGCCUUCUUGCCAACCCUCCACAGCUGCCAGUCAUGCCCCGGUCCCCAGCCCCUCCGCCACCUUAGGACUUGGGUGGUCCUCAACUUCAGUUUCUAUAGCAUGAGCUUUUCUCUGCUCUCCCUGGAGGGCAGAGCGAUGACAACAGAAGGAAGGGGAGCCGGAAGUCGCGCCUGGUCAGCCUCUGACCCUGGUCUCAGAAUUGCUCGCUGAGCACUACGCCAAGGACCGCACCAGUGCCUGACUUCCUCUUGGAGAGGGAGGAUUCGGAGCAGUCCCUCAGGGAGCAAGUGUCCAGUGGCUGAGAAUGGCCGGGAGGUGUGUGUGCUUCCAGUCCUCUGCAUGGCAUGGGGCUGGUGUUUUAUGAGUGCACGACAAAGAAUCGAAAUUUGUUUUAAAAUAAAAAGGACCUUUGCAGCUGUGACUUUCAAGAAUCACCUUUCUAGAUGGCAGGGAUUUCCUUUAUGCAAAGAGAAGGCUUGCAGUGUGAAGCAGUGGAAUGCAGCGUUCCCGUCUGCAGCCUUGUGCCUGCGGCCAGCAGCCAGCACGUGAGCCUGCUGGCCCUCAGCAGGGGCCCCGGCUUUGGGGGUUGAUCACCCAGUGCCCAAGGCCAAGUCGAUUCUUCAUUCCUCCCAGCAGCCACUAGUCCUGGAGGUGGCUCCUGGUCCUGGUCAAAGACCCACCUCCUGAGGGGUCCCAGAGAGAAGCUGCUCUGUCUCUCCUCACUGGGACUAAAUGCCCUCCUUACGUUGCAGGCACCUCAUUCCCAGCCAGAUUUAUACACUUGUCUAUAUUUUAUUGGAGGGGAGGGGAUUUAAAAAAAAAAAAAAAGAACUUUGCAUCCGGGGCCCUUGCAUUUAACCUUCCAAAAACAACAAACUCAUUUUAAAGACUCAUUGCUCAGGUGACGGAGAGACCAGACCCUUGAUCCUCUCCAACCUUUACAUUCUGAAACCAGCCUCGUGCCCCGGACUGCCCUGCCGAUGGGGAGCUCUUCAGUUGCGUUAGGAAUGUGGAAGAUCCCAGUGGGAGAGGCCCGGGUGGGGCCAGUUUGCAUUUCUUGAUCCUUGCAGAAUGCCAAAGGCAUGAGACUGGGCGACCUCCUGGUCCCCAACACAAUGUGAUUUCUUCUAGGGCAAACUGCUGAGGGAGGAGUGAGCCUGCACAGGUGCAGCUCCCCCUGGCAGAAGCUGAGUGGCAGGUGCCUGGCGGUGCCCCAUGGCCCUGGAUUCACACAGCGCCAGAAUCCCACGUGUCCACAUCUGCCCGUUGUCCUGAGGACUUCAGAGCCUGCGGCUCGGGCGAGAGGACUUUGCACCGAGCUGCCUCUGGGUGAGCCACCCUGGAGACUCCGGCCUUACCACGUGGAAAUCGUUUUCCUGAAGUCUGGAACUAAUUUUGAGAAGUUUUUUUUCUCAACACUUUUGUGUUUCUAACACUGUAUUCUUGACUGUGUAAAUACCAACAAGGCUGUAAAUACAUACAGAUGUAGAUACCUUCUAGAAAAACAAACAAAACCAGAAGUGACCCCGUGUAGCCUUCGUUGACAAAUAAAAGAAUAUUUUGUGUUUAAA
Messenger RNA from Oryctolagus cuniculus (rabbit), 14260 nucleotides. Lineage: Eukaryota; Metazoa; Chordata; Mammalia; Lagomorpha; Leporidae. The record is from RefSeq and is a predicted model, not a curated record.